Molecule: messenger RNA, 1484 nt
Organism: Panicum hallii
Lineage: Eukaryota; Viridiplantae; Streptophyta; Magnoliopsida; Poales; Poaceae
Product: acyl transferase 1-like
Exons: 2
Coding region: 27-1424 (465 amino acids)
Source: RefSeq, a predicted model, not a curated record
AUCUAGGGACUAUUAGCGGCUAGACCAUGGUGUCAUUCAAAGCGCGUCGCAGUGAACCCGAGCUGGUGUCACCGGCGCGGCCGACGCCCACGGAGACGAAGGCCCUCUCCGACCUGGACGACCAGCCGGCGCUGCGGUACUACGAGACGGUCAUCGCCUUCUUCCGCAGCCGUCCCAGCUGGGAUGGCUGCGGCAACAGGCCAAAUGAUCCAGCAAAGGCCAUCAAGGCGGCAUUGGCAGAGGCGCUGGUGUAUUACUAUCCCAUCGCCGGGCGGCUCAGGGAGGCCGCAGGAGGGAAGUUGGUGGUGGACUGCACGGCGGAAGGGGUUGUGUUUGUGGAGGCUGAUGCGGAUGUGCGGCUGGAGCAGUUCGGCAAGCCUCUGUUACCGCCGUAUCCAUGUGUAGAGGAGCUGCUGUGCGAUGCGGGUGAAACAAGAGCCGUGAUCGCCAAACCACUUGUCCUCAUGCAGGUAACGCGGCUCCGAUGUGGUGGAUUUGUUAUUGGAUUCCACAUGUGCCAUAAUAUUGCAGAUGGAUUUGGUAUGGUUCAAUUCGUUAGAUCUGUAGCUGAAUUGGCUCGUGGUGAAACAGUUCCCACUAUUUUGCCCGUUUGGAAAAGAGAUCUCCUAACAGCACACAACCCCUCUCUUAUGACACAUUCGGACGCUGCAUAUAAACAACCAUCACCAAAUGACUUACAAUACAAAUCUGACGACGUGAUGCUGUCAAGUCCUAUCGAGGACAUGAUAGUCCAGUACUUCCUCUUUGGGCCAAGGGAGAUAGCAACUCUACGAAGUCACAUAAGAGGAUACCUUACGAGUACUGCUACAUCCUUUGAACUGUUAACUGCAAUCAUGUGGCGAUGCCGCACAAUAGCUCUGGGUUAUGAGUCCAAUCAGUGGGUUCGCCUUAUGAUUACUAUGAAUGCACGUGGCAAGUGGAAUCGACAUACACUCAUCCCACGGGGUUACUAUGGCAACGCACACUUCUCUCCCAUAGUAGAGGCCAAAGUUGCUGAGCUCUGCAGUCAGCCUCUCGCCCACACGGUUGAGCUUGUUCGCAAAACCAAGCUCAGCGUGACAAAGGAAUGCACGAAAUCAAUGGUACAUACAAUUGCGCUGACACGUCAGUGGCCACCUCCGAUGAUGGACAGAAUUUACGAGGUCUCUGAUACAAAAUGGAUUGCCACAAAUGUAACGCGAUUUGGGUGGGCUGAGUUGGUGGGUGGUGGCAUACCACUGGCUGGGGACCUUACUUCAAAGUUAGGAAGCGAUCACAUGAGGUGCAAGAACGAAGAUGAUGAGUACUCAACCAUUGUGUCAAUGCUUUUGCCGAAGCCCGCAAUGGAGAGGUUCACAAACGAGAUGUCUGUCUGGCUGAACAAGCACGAUGAGAAGAACUUAGUUAUACUGAGUUCCCUCUAGGAUGUAAUGAACGAGAAAUCCUUGGCUCAAGAAUGCACAAUUCAUCCCCUUUUAAGAUUA